UAACCCCUAAAACAAAGAAAGGCAUAAACUCGACCGUUUAUCUGCUUUUCUUUUCUGUCAAAUUCCCUCUCACCUAAUGAAGAAUCGUUAACAAUUCAAUUCCUCAAAUACCCAUUUGAAGAAAGAUCAAAAUCUCUGCAAAUUGAGACUCAAAAAUCGAUCUCCAAUGGGAUGUUUUGUUGGGUGUUUCGGUUCUUCAAAGAAAACAAAAUGUAGAAAAGAGAGGYACAAGGUUAUUCGUCGAGAUCAAAAACCUGCAAUUCAGAACCUUGUGAAAGCUGAUGUAUCUUUGGAACACAGCAUCAAAGAAAAGCCAUGGAAUCCAGUUUCAGAAUCAAGAGAAAAGACGGAGGUACCGUUGAGCUUGAAAAGAAGGAAAAAAGUGACAUUUGAUACAAAUGUCACAACCUAUGAGCAUAUUCAAGUGUAUGAUAGUACUGAAUCUUUAUUGGAAAAGAACGAAAAAGGCGAAACUUUUCUGUCCCAAUCCGAUGCCAAUUCCAAAUACGAUUUAGUUGGUUUGAGUACGCCAAACUAUAGAUACGGAAAUUGUGUUGAAAGUGAUGAUGAAGUUGAAGAUUUUGAUCAUGAAGACUAUGAUUUGGACCAAAGCAGCGACGACGACGAUGAUGAUGGUUAUGAUUUGGAUAAUGAUGAUUAUGAAGAUGAUGAUGGAGUUUGGGUUACAUCAAUGGAAUCGAGAGGAGAACCUUUAUCGUUGAACACAAUUGGACCAAACAGGAAUGCACGCGAUAGGAAUGGUUAUGUUCUUCCUGUGUUGAAUCCCGUGGAGAAUCUUACCCAGUGGAAAGCUCUGAAAUCAAAAGGAAGAACACGAAAACCUUUGAAUUUUGACCAGCAAAAGGAGAAUUCAACUCCGGAUUUCAAACUGUCUGAACCCCAGAAUCAGAAUCAGAAUCAGAAUCAAAUUCGGAAUCGGAAUCGGAAUCAAGAAACAGCAGUAGACACCAGCUUAUCGAAUUGGUUGAUUUCUUUAGAGAAAAACACAAGAAACAACAAGAGGGUUGCAUGCUACAAAACUCAGCUUCAGACAACAACUACUUCAGAGUUGAAUGUUCAAGACUUCUAG
Messenger RNA from Cynara cardunculus var. scolymus (artichoke), 1090 nucleotides. RefSeq names its product myb-like protein O. The transcript is spliced from 3 exons. Gene Ontology annotation, biological process: male meiosis II. Lineage: Eukaryota; Viridiplantae; Streptophyta; Magnoliopsida; Asterales; Asteraceae. The coding region runs from base 167 to 1090 and encodes 307 amino acids. The record is from RefSeq and is a predicted model, not a curated record.